Molecule: messenger RNA, 3594 nt
Organism: Symbiodinium necroappetens
Lineage: Eukaryota; Dinophyceae; Suessiales; Symbiodiniaceae
Source: the annotation of a GenBank genome assembly
AUGCCGUCCCGUCUCGCCGGGCUUGCAGCAUCGGCAGUGUCUGCCGCUCUUGCCCACUCGGUGGGUGCCCAGUGCCCGCAUCAUCCACAUCUGGAUUUGUGCCCCGCGAACCUGAACAAGGAAGCGCGGAGGAACAAAGCGAAGGAGAUUGACGUCAACCGUGGGGCUCGAAACUCGGCUUGGAUGGCGCUGGUGCUGCCUUUCAUGGCUGCUCGACCGUCCUUCUCCACUGGUCUAGCGGUGAUGGCAGUGGCCGUGAUGGCUGCAGAUGCCCGUGGACAUGGCUCAUCAUCCAUGUCCUGUGGCCAUAUUCGCACUUUCUAUCAAUCCCAGGACUGUUGUUCCGAGGGUGAGGAGCCUCUGUCGCUGGACUUCAGCACCAGCGAGGGCAGCAGCUUCGGCAGCUCCGUCUGCGGGGCGACUAGCCCAGUGGGAGUCUGCCAUUGCGCCAGAGCCAUGCAGCUGCUUUCGCAGGUGCCUGGAGUGCAAUUUCCAGCAGAGUUCUGCGGGCACAUGGCUCACGUGAAGCCGGUGGGCUUUCACGACCAGCCGAUCUGCGAAGCUUCCGAUGCGGGCACCAACGUGGAAUUCCUCGUCGAUGGCAGGGCGGGCAACACCAACUUCCCCCAUGGAAACAUCAAGGUUUUGGCCACGGCGGGCGAGGUGGACCCACUGACAGGAUCCAUGCUCACAGGUGUGCCAGAUGGACUGGGAGCCUACUUGAAGGAUGCCGACACGGUGCGCCUGAUCUACCAGAGCGAGGCAUACGGCCAGCUGGUCAGCUCCAACCCGGAGUCUUAUCCGUGGACGGUGAACUCCAACACUGCCAGCUUCACUGGCUCUCACAUCCAUUUCAUCGAUUACGACAGAAGCAUGCUGGCCACGUUCAUGGACGAUGGGGCACCAGCCAAGGCUCAGAGCAUGGUGAAGGGGGCGGGCAACGCAGUGACCACGGCUUACAACUUGAGGCGGGAGCUUGUUGGGCCCCGAAAUCGCGCAUGGGACGGCCUGCAGGCCACGAGGUCGAAUGUGCAUGAGAGCAACGUCGACGUGCAUGGCAACUACAUCGUCGGAAGCACUGCGAAGGCUCCCAGCAAGGCAGACUGGCUUAUGCAAUCCCUUUGCUCUGCACAUCUGGAGGUGAGGCACCAGUGGGGAAACGGCAAGGGAGUGGAGGACGACCUCUUUAUCACCAACGAAGAGUGGAUCAUUUACCCCGAAAGCUCCUUGCCCAUUGGUCUGCCCGUGCAUGUCCUGAACUUGGCCACUGGUGAGCUCUGGGCCACUGCUGCCUUCACCCUCGGAGGCCACGAGAAGGUCGUGGAAGUGAACAGUGGCCAUCAGGGCUAUGUGGCUUUCGUACCUUCUGGCUACAACGGAGCCUUCGGCAUUAGUCGAGGUGCCGUGUUGGAUGCUCGCAACAGUCUCUACUCCAGAACGGACGGCAAUCCGUACGUGUGGCCGCAGGACAUAGUGCCCACCAAGCUCUACAUCGGCAAGAAGAACACGGAUAAAGAAGGGAAUGCGGACUCCAUCGAUUUCCUGGCAAGGAAUGGCUUCGAGCACGGAGCCCUGUACGGCUUCGCAGUCGACUGCACCGUGACCGCUUCGCGAGAUGCCUGGCACAAGACUGCCUCUGCAGGUGACACCGUGAGAGGCGCCUUCUACAAGCUCCGCUGGCAGGCGCAGAGGGGUGUGGUGCGGGGCUUCGAGCACGAUGGAAGCUGGGAGUUUCAGGACGCUCCGCGAGGUGCUCCGGCCGGCUGGUGCUUUUGGAACUCCAACGGCAAGGACCGUCGUGGCGCUAAGACUGAGCACGUAUCACCGGAUCCCCGGGGUGGUCAACGUGUCCUGCAGGGUUCCACGGCUGGCUACUUCGGCAUCUACGACUUCUCGAGCCUGCCCUCCCUACUGAGCAGCACCUUUCCCGACUCCAUUCCUGCUACAUACACAGUGUAUCAACCUGAGUCGGAUGUUCGCAACUUGAUCGAGCUAGGCGGUGCCGGCAUCCGAGCGGACGGGAACAACCAGAAGAUGAUGCGGGACAGCAGCAGGGACAAGAGCACCUUCGAGGAUGUUGAUGGCAUGGAGUGGAUUGCCGCGGCAGACGGGCAGGACUAUUUCAUCAUCCACGAAGAUGGCGGCAAUUGGUAUGGCGAGCGCAAGUUCCUGGCCAAGGUGGGUAUCCCGAUGAAAUAUUACUUCGUUGCGCAAAGCGGUGGUCGUGCCAACACUCGCGAGUUGGCUGGUGUUAGCUCUGUUGCCGGCGUACAUGGCGGUGCGGGCUCGCAUGAGUUCUCCGGUGCCUUCGAUCUCUCCGGAUUGCUUCGGAAGGAUGCUUCGGGCAACUUCGCGCUUCCCGUGAAGGACGUAACCGGAAAGAAGCGCGAGCUUGAGGCUGCCACGCCCAUCAACGAAAAAACCAUCGCCGUGAAUCUGCAAGCCCACACCAACAGGGCCGGAUUUGCCGUCACUUUCGGCUCGGAUCGGGUUUCCCAGGACCUGCUUUUUCGUCUGUCAGUCAGCAUCGAUGGCUCACAGUGGGCAUCGAAAGGGAGUGCCGGCUACGGAGCCUUGUGCGUGACAUUUGCGCAACUUCCACCUUUGAGUAUCGGAGCUUGGCUCCUGGAAGCGGGUGUUUUCGAGACCGCGAUUGGAAAAGUAAGCUGCCGAAUGAGCGUGGCCGUGCCGAGUGCUGUGCGCUUCACAACAUGUGAAGCUAGCCCAGAGCAGCAAAAUGCACCGCUCGCUUCUUUCGGCCCCUGUGGCGAUAGUGAACACAUCGGGGCCGCGCGCUCCUCGUGGAGGAUGCCGCGAAGCGGAGGGCGGGAUGGCUUCGACUUCAGCUUCCUGACCAACAGGGAUGACAGUCAGGGAUUUAUCGCUGAAGAGGACCGGGUCAAUUGCCCUUUUUACUUCAAGAUUGGGGCAUGCCGGAACGGUGACCGCUGCAAUCGUGCUCACAGCAAGCCGACCAGCGGCAGCACAAUUCUGAUUCCUCAUCUGUAUCCUUGCAUCCCAGAGGCCAUGGCUGUGGCAAACGAUGACGAGUGGGACGAUGAGACCUACGCUCGACAACAGGAGCACCUGGAACACUUCUAUGAGGAAGUUUUCCUGGAGUUGGCAAAGUUUGGCGAGAUCGAAGACAUGGUUGUGCUGGACAAUGUGUCAGAGCACAUGCUCGGGCACGUCUACUGCAAGUACUUCAAUGAUGACGAUGCUGCCAAGGCGCAGCAACAGAUGUCCAACCGCUUCUACGGCAGCCGCCUCGUCCAAGCAGAGUUCAGCCCGGUGGCCGACUUUCGAGAAGCUCGGUGUAGGGCCUUCCACGAGACGCGGUGCGCGCGCGGUGGAAUGUGCAACUUCAUGCACAUCAAGCAUAUCCCCAAGGCGGUGAAGCGGAGCAUCGUCCGGCAGAUGUACGAAGCACAUCCUGAUUAUGCAGGUGCCAAAGCAGCGCUCGCUGGGCAGCCAGCAAAGAAGAAGCGAAAGGUGUCCUCGAACACGAAGCGUACGAUGGAGGAGAGAAAGGGGAUGAUCGCGGAAUGGAACAAGGAGCGCAUCGCCGAAAUGCAGGGUGGCACACUACGAUGA